Molecule: messenger RNA, 908 nt
Organism: Sorex araneus (European shrew)
Lineage: Eukaryota; Metazoa; Chordata; Mammalia; Eulipotyphla; Soricidae
Gene: OPA3
Product: outer mitochondrial membrane lipid metabolism regulator OPA3
Exons: 1
Coding region: 12-593 (193 amino acids)
Biological process (GO): regulation of lipid metabolic process
Cellular component (GO): mitochondrion
Source: RefSeq, a predicted model, not a curated record
ACUGGGUGGAGAUGCGGACCAAACUAAGCCUGAUGGGCUUCAAGAGCCAAACCAUCAAGCCGCUGAACGAGGAGGCGGCCGCUGACCUGGGCGCCGAGCUGCUAGGCGAAGCCACCAUCUUCGUGGUGGCCUGUGGCUGCCUGAUGCUGGAGUACUGGCGACAGCGGGCGCAUAGCCGGCGCCAGGACGAGGAGCAGCGCGCUGCCUGGGACGCUCUGCGGGACGAGCUGGACCAUCUAACGCUGGCUUUGGAGGCACUGCAGGCGCAGGUGCAGAGGCCCCAGCUGUGGGCGCCCCCCAAGCCGCAGCCUGCGACCCCCACGCCUCUGGCAGUGCCCUCCAAGCCCCCGGUGCCCCCCGCGCCCCUGGCAGCGCCCUCCAAGCCCCCAGUGCCCCCCGCGCCCCUGGCAGCGCCUUCCAAGCCCCCGGUGCCCCCCACGCCCCUGGCAGCGCCUUCCAAACCCCCGGUGCCCCCCGCAGCGCCCUCGGAGUCCCUGAUAGUGCCUUUAACAUCCCCCGCGAAUCUGAUUGCGCCCUCUGUGCCCGAGGCUGUAUCCCUGACAGCGCCCUCUGCAGGGAAACCCCAGGACUAGGACCGGGGUGGAGGAUGGGAGGGGGGGGGCCUGGCCGAGACAGUCGGGGCGAGAUGGGCGCUGGGGUUCCCCAUCCAACCUGCCUUUGGUCUGGAAACUGACCCACCCUCUGCUCCCUUUCCCUGGGCUCCCAGCCCAGCUGAUGGAACGACCCCAUCCACCCGACACACUUGUGCACCUGCAACCAGCAGCGCUCAGGGACCUAACCAGGGAUCUUACCCGGGACCCUCACCUGGCACCCAGAACCCUCUCCCCUUCUCAUUGGUACAGCCCUUCACAGGUUCCUAGGGAACUCCCCGCCCCCACCUUCCAUCU